Messenger RNA from Polistes dominula (European paper wasp), 708 nucleotides. It is a transcript of the gene tap, whose product is annotated as basic helix-loop-helix neural transcription factor TAP. The record is from RefSeq and is a predicted model, not a curated record. Gene Ontology annotation, molecular function: DNA-binding transcription factor activity, RNA polymerase II-specific; protein dimerization activity; E-box binding. Gene Ontology annotation, biological process: positive regulation of transcription by RNA polymerase II; axon development; sensory organ development. NCBI's taxonomy places the organism in Eukaryota, Metazoa, Arthropoda, Insecta, Hymenoptera, Vespidae. Gene Ontology annotation, cellular component: nucleus.
AUGUCAUCGGAAUAUUCGUUCUGUAGCGAGGGAGGCUUCGACGAACAUUCCAGUUCUUCCGAUUCAGGCUUUGAAGUGAGUUUUGAAUCUCCAAAACACGAACUAUCCGUGGAUCCACUCUUUGCCCCAGUCAAAGAAGAGAAACGUAAAAAAACUCGAAAUACGCGAAGUAAAAGUCCAACUCAGGUACUCAGAUUGAAAAGAAAUCGUCGAAUAAAAGCGAACGACCGUGAACGUCACAGAAUGCACACGCUGAAUGAUGCACUGGAGAGAUUGAGAAUGGCCCUACCAACAUUUCCAGAAGAUGCCAAAUUGACGAAAAUUGAGACACUUCGUUUUGCACAUAAUUAUAUAUGGGCUCUAUCUCAAACUUUAGGAAAUUCGGAGAGCAGUGAGGUCACCGUUAACGUCGGCAACGUCACAGUUAGCAUCAGCGAAAAUGGCAACAUGAUAACGUCAUCAACCGGAAGCUGCGCUGUGGCAGCACAAAAACGACUUGGACCGAGUCAUGCAACGACAUUCCCCUAUCCUCAAGAAAGAUUCGUACCGGAAUGGCAAGAAUAUGAUUACUAUAGCGAUCAGAGUGUCAGUCCACCAAUACCACAACAAUAUCAACCUUGUUACGAGCAAAGGAUGUAUCCACAUCAUCAAAUUCCUCAACCACAUCAUCACAUGGCUCAUCACAACAGCAUGUAUCAGUGUCUUUAA